UUUCUAUUUUUGAAAAGUCGUGGUGCGGUGACGUCAUCACCAAGAGACCGUAAUAAAAGUAGAUGAAGAUUCACACUGCUGCUAGCACGUUGAACAAAAGUGCAGGUUCAACAAUAUGGACAUGCUAUAUGGUCCAUUGGGCCUGGGUGUAGUAGCAGGACUGGGCUGUGGGCUCCUCUUCGGUUGGCAACUUCGAGCUCGCUUGGGUCCAACAUCCAAAAGCCUGGUGGCAGCGAUGGGGAACGGCUCUGGUGAAGCAAGCGUGAUGGGAGAAGGAGGCGAGUUCAAGAUGAUACUAGUGGUCCGAAAUGACCUGAAGAUGGGUAAAGGGAAGGUGGCUGCCCAGUGCUCCCAUGCUGCUGUAUCUGCUUACAAACAAGUUCAGCGCAGGAACCCUGAGCUUCUCAAACAGUGGGAGUACUGUGGACAGCCCAAGGUGGUGGUGAAGGCCCCUGAUGAGGACAAACUGAUUGAACUGUUGAGUCAUGCCAAAGAAGUGGGGCUUCCAGUCAGCCUGAUUCAGGAUGCAGGAAGGACACAAAUUGCGCCCGGAUCACGCACGGUGCUGGGUGUUGGGCCAGGCCCAGCUGAUCUCAUCGACAAAGUCACAGGAGACUUGAAGCUCUACUAGAGUUCCAGCUUACAUCUGUAGGACUUGCAUACAAUGUCCUUGUUGUUUAAACUAUUUGCAAUGUAAACUAAGUUGAGCUACCAUGAGUUUAUAUUUUUUAUAAAAGAACAAUUGACUCAAUUACA
Molecule: messenger RNA, 756 nt
Organism: Cottoperca gobio
Lineage: Eukaryota; Metazoa; Chordata; Actinopteri; Perciformes; Bovichtidae
Gene: ptrh2
Product: peptidyl-tRNA hydrolase 2
Exons: 2
Coding region: 116-631 (171 amino acids)
Biological process (GO): negative regulation of anoikis; positive regulation of anoikis
Cellular component (GO): cytosol
Molecular function (GO): peptidyl-tRNA hydrolase activity
Source: RefSeq, a predicted model, not a curated record